Molecule: messenger RNA, 504 nt
Organism: Mycena citricolor
Lineage: Eukaryota; Fungi; Basidiomycota; Agaricomycetes; Agaricales; Mycenaceae
Source: the annotation of a GenBank genome assembly
AUGAAGAAGGAUUCUAAUGCGGAUGUUCUUGCUACCGUGGCCAUCAUUCUCUUCUCUGUUUCACCUUCCGAGAUUUGCAAUGAACGCACUGCUUCUCUUCUUGGCUGGAUGAACGGUGCUCGGCAAAGCUCAAUGACUGCUGAAAACCUUGUCCAUUCAGCCCAGUUGUUGCAGUGGUACAAGUACGGCUUCGGAGAAGGCAACUACUCGCACACGUCCACCGCCAAUGUCCGCGUCUCCGACAUUGAUCUUUCCAGCAAAUCUACGGUCACUCUUUUGGCGCCAACGCUGAUGGACCUUCUGAAUGACAAGAACGCGGCUCCGAGCAGUGCUGAUACCGAGGCAUUGGAGAGGAUGCUCUUUGAUCAGGAUGAUCCAUUUGAUUUGGACGAGUCGGAUUGUGUCAAUGACACCAUCGAGUCUGCUCCUGCCCACGAAGAACCGACGGAAACCCCUUUCAUCUGCCGAUCUUCCGUUCAGUGGGCUGUUGCCAAGUUUGUUUGA